AGACGGUGUUCCUAUUGUUUCUUGAAUUGCCUCUUCCUGCUGCUAGGCCGGCUUGGUUUUUCAUCAGCGCCUUUAGGUAAACAAACAUUCGCUCAGGGCCGGUGGCUCGCCCAGCAAGCGUCGCCUCUCGCUGCUCUGCUCGGUCGCUCGCCCUUGCCGGCUCGCCCUCGUGCUCGUGGCCGGUGGCUCGCUGCCUCUUGGUCCGUCGCUCGCUGUCGCUGGUGGCUCGCUGCAUAUCGAUUGCCGAUUGGCUCAUCAGAUUCAGUCUUUCAGAUCUGCUUCUCAGAAGCUCUAACUCCAGUCUCCAGAUCUGCUUCAACUUUCAGCGGGUAAGUGAAGAUGGCGAAGAAGAAGGAGAAAUCCGUGAAUGUGUCGGGGAAACCGAAGCACUCGCUAGAUGUGAACAGACAAAGCAAUGGAAGCAAAGCCAGUCGCAGCGCCUCCACGGUGCGGCGGCUCAAGAUGUACAAUUCGAGGCCGAGGCGCGACACCAAAGGCAAGAUUGUGAAGCACGACUUGCAGUCUAAAGAAUUGCCCUCCACCCGGAUCCAACCCGAUCGUCGCUGGUUUGGUAAUACUCGAGUUGUAAAUCAGAAAGAGCUUGAAUUUUUCCGUGAAGAACUCCAGAGCCGACUAUCGAGUAAUUACAAUGUAAUUUUGAAGGAGAGGAAACUGCCCUUGUCCCUUUUGAAUGACCAUCAGAAGCAAGCAAGAGUUCAUCUUCUCGAUACAGAGCCUUUUGAGGAUGCCUUUGGACCUAAGAAGAAGAGGAAGCGCCCAAAGCUCAUGGUAUCGGACUAUGACUCAUUAAUUAGGAGGGCAGAUGGUUAUCAAGAUGCUUUCGAACAGAAGUAUGGUGCCAGUACAUCUGCAGGAGGAGAUGAAGGAGAUGGUUUUAGGGAACUGGUUCGACAUACAAUGUUUGAGAAGGGACAAAGUAAACGCAUAUGGGGAGAGCUGUACAAAGUUAUAGACUCUUCAGAUGUUGUUGUCCAGGUUUUGGAUGCCAGAGAUCCACAAGGUACCAGAUGUUUUCACUUGGAGAAGCAUUUGAAAGAGCAUUGCAAACACAAGCACAUGAUUCUUUUGUUAAACAAGUGUGAUUUGGUCCCUGCCUGGGCAACAAAAGGAUGGCUUAGAGUGUUAUCAAAGGAGUAUCCAGCUCUAGCAUUUCAUGCAAGCAUCAAUAAGUCAUUUGGCAAGGGUUCUCUUUUGUCAGUAUUGAGACAAUUUGCCCGCUUAAAAAGUGACAAGCAAGCAAUAUCUGUGGGAUUUGUUGGUUAUCCCAAUGUUGGAAAGUCAUCAGUUAUCAACACACUGCGGACAAAAAAUGUCUGCAAGGUUGCUCCUAUUCCAGGAGAGACUAAAGUGUGGCAAUACAUAACACUCACAAAGAGAAUCUUCUUAAUUGACUGCCCUGGAGUUGUUUACCAGAACAGCGACUCAGAAACAGAUGUUGUACUCAAGGGUGUGGUCCGUGUCACAAAUUUGGAAGAUGCUGCUGAACACAUUGGAGAAGUUUUGAAACGUGUGAAGAAAGAGCAUCUGGAAAGAGCAUAUAGGAUUAAGGACUGGGAGGAUGAGAAUGACUUUCUUGUGCAGCUAAGCAAAUUAACAGGGAAACUGUUAAAGGGCGGCGAACCUGACUUGAUGACUGUGGGAAAGAUGGUCCUCCAUGAUUGGCAGAGAGGUAAGAUACCGUUCUUUGUUCCACCUCCAAAGGAAGAAGAUGGCUCAAUAAAGGAACCCGAUGAACCAGUUGGAGAAGAAAAGGCUAGUGAUGAUGAGGUAGCAGCUAAACAGGCCAUUGCAGAGGUUGUAUCAUCGCAGCAGCUAAAAGAUGUCCCUGUUCAAGAGGAACUUUUUAGCGAGAAUGAGUUAAAGGGUUGAGAUGUCUGAGCACUUUCUGGCACAGAGGGUACAGGUGGCUAGUGUAACCUCAAAAGCUAGUUUGCAGCCCCUCAAUUUGCUAGUCUUUCACCAAGCCAGUGUAUUUGCUGUUAGCUGGGCUCUGUAUACUAGCGUAGCAUCCUUGUUCUAGGAUUGAGUUGCAAUGUGCUUUGGCUGGCCCAAUUUUGUAUGGAUAUUUAUGCUUACGUGUUGAUUUCCCCUGGGAUCUCCUUAAAGAUUUUCAAUUGUUUUUUUUUAAACCUUAUUUGUCUGGGCUUCUUGGCUGUGGGUCAUGCAUGUUGCUUUUAACAUGUUUUAAGGUUACCGUUUCACCUAAUUUGGUUCCAAUAUU
Molecule: messenger RNA, 2242 nt
Organism: Diospyros lotus (date-plum)
Lineage: Eukaryota; Viridiplantae; Streptophyta; Magnoliopsida; Ericales; Ebenaceae
Product: nuclear/nucleolar GTPase 2
Exons: 12
Coding region: 340-1890 (516 amino acids)
Cellular component (GO): nucleolus
Molecular function (GO): GTP binding
Source: RefSeq, a predicted model, not a curated record